This is a messenger RNA of Aureococcus anophagefferens, 4752 nucleotides long. RefSeq lists its product as hypothetical. The transcript is spliced from 2 exons. NCBI's taxonomy places the organism in Eukaryota, Pelagophyceae, Pelagomonadales, Pelagomonadaceae. The coding region runs from base 1 to 4752 and encodes 1583 amino acids. The record is from RefSeq and is a predicted model, not a curated record.
AUGGCAGCGGGCAGCCGGCGGUGGCUCCUGGCCCUCGCCCUCAUCGCCUCGUGCCGGGCCCAGGAUAGCAAGGCGCUGGAGCUGGGGAUCAGCGCGAUCACGGGCAGCACCGCGGCGACCUGCGAGAACUCGGGCCUCUGCGCGCUCGCGUCCCUCGGGGCUUGCCAGGACGCCAUCGACCUGCUGAACAUGGCCUACAGCGUCGAGGCCAGCGUCGUCGAGGUCGAAUCGUCCUCCCAGCCGUCGGGGUGCUUCGCGACGACCUUCUCGACCGUGACGGGCUACGCGAACGCGCGGUUCAACUCAGACGAGAACGCCAACGCCGCGGGCCUCGCCUACCUCGUCUGCGGCUGCGCGAACGCGGUCACGCCGACGCCGAGCUCGAACGCGGUCACGCCGACGCCGAGCUCGGCGGCCACGCCGAUGCCGAGCUCGCCGCCGCCGAUGCCGAGCUCGGCGCCGCCCUCGGCCGCGCCGACGUCCCGGCCUUCUGUGUCGCAAGAGCCGACCGCGUCGCCCGCGCCGUCGUUCUCGCCGCCGACGCCGCGGCCGACGGUGCGCUGCGCCGCCGUCGCCUUCGGCGGCGCGCGGGUCAUCGACGGCGCCGUGGACGGCGCCAUGGCGAUCGACGCCGCGGACCUCGACGGCGACGGCGACGCCGACGUCGCCGUCGCCGCGACCGUGUCGAGUUCCCUGGCCUGGUACGAGAGCGACGGCGCGGACUCCUUCGCGGCGCGCUACGUCGCGACGGACGCGGCGGGCGCGCGGUCCGUCGUCGCGCGCGCGGACGUCGACGGCGACGCGUCCCUUGACCUCGUCGCGGGCCUCAAGGACGCGAAUCUCGUCGCGUGGUACGCGGGCGCCGACGCCUUCCUCGUCCAGCAAAUUGUCGACGACUAUGCCAAGGCGGUCCACGGCAUCUUCGCGGCGGAUCUCGACGGCGACGGCGACGCGGACGUCGUGUCGUGCGCCACGGGCGACAAUCGGGUCUCCUGGCACGAGAACGACGGCGCGCAGCACUUCGCGGAGCGUUUGCUGGACGGGGGCCUCCAGGCGCCCAUCGCCGUCGCCGUCGCCGACGUCGACGGCGACGGCGAUCUGGACGUCGUCGCGUCGGCGAUCCUGGACGACGUCGUCGCCUGGUACGAGAACGACGGCGCGCAGUCCUUCGCGAAGCACGUCGUCGCCGCUUCGGCGGAAAAGGUCUACGCGGUCGCGGCCGCGGACGUCGACGGCGACGGCGCGACGGACUUUGUGACCGUCGACGAGGACGCGGACGUCGUGACCUUGUACGCGAACGCGGGCUACGAGGCGGCCCCGGACGCCGUCGUCUUCCGCGUCGACGUCUUGGACGAGUCCGACGGCUACGGCCUCGACGUCGCGGACGUGGACGGCGACGGCGCGCUCGACGUCGUCGUCGCGUCGGCCGACGAGGACGCGAUCUACUGGCUGCGCCAGGACGCGCAGCUCCCCUGGGUCCGCUCCGGGGUCGCGAGCGCCGCCGGCGCGCGCGCCGUCGUCGCCGUCGACGUCGACGGCGACGGCGACCUCGACGUCGCCGCGGCGCUCUUCGACGCCGGCGGCGUCGCGUGGUACGAGAACGACUGCGACGCCGCGGCGCCGUCCGCGGCGCCGUCCGCGGCGACGCCCGCGCCGUCCGCGGCGCCGACGGCGUCGCCCGCGCCGACCGCCGCGCCGACGCCGACGCCCGAACCCGCGCCGACGGCGCCGCCGACGCCCGCGCCGACGGCCGCGCCGACGCCGACGCCCGAACCCGCGCCGACGGCGCCGCCGACGCCCGCGCCGACGGCCGCGCCCUCGGCCGCGCCCCGGCCGUCGCCGACGCGCCCGCCGUCGCCCGCGCCGAGCGGCGCGCCGACGUCGGCGCCGAAGCUCACGCUCGUGCCGCCGCUCGUCUUCCUCCACGCGACGAAGGGCGAGGCCCCCGCCGCGGAGUCGUUCUACCUCAUCAACGGCUUCAACGAGGCCAUCCGCCGCUGCGUCGCCCCGUCGUCCCGCGCGAACCUGACGAACUGGGCCCUGUCGACGGACGACGUCGUCAUCGACAGCCUCGCGUCGGGGAACAACAUCGCGGAGAUCGUGCUCACGGUGGACCCGGCGGGCACGUCGCCGGGCCACUACGACCUCGAGUUCGAGGUCGGCGAGUGCGGCGUCCCCGCCAAGGGCGACCUGGAGUACCUCGCCGUCGGCGUCGACGUGUCGUCGACGGCGACGGCCGCGGACUCGUUCCUGACGGUCAACGCGUCCGCGGCGCCCGUGCUCGGCGACGUCUGGGCGGGCGUCGUCGUCGCGCCGCGCGACGGCGACGGCGACCCGACGGCGGGCGACGCGGUCUUCUCCUGCUACAUGUACAAGUGCCCCGCGGGCGACUGCGCGGCCGACGGCGGCGGGUCCGCCGCGGGGUCCUGCUACCUGGACGCGGACCUGCGCUGCGUCUGCGCGCUGCCGGAGAGCGACCUCGCGGGCAACUGGACGGCCCUCGUGUUGCUCGACGGCGACGACGCUGUCGGCGCUGCGGACGUGCGCGUGCACUGCGCCGCAGGAUCCUACGAGGACGGCGGCCGGUGCUUCAGGUGCCUCGACGGCGCGGACUGCGGCGACGCGUCGGCGCCGCGGCGCCUCGAGGAGCUCGAGCUGCUGCGGGGCUACUGGCGCGGGUCCGCGGCGUCGACGCGCGUCCGCGCGUGCCUCCGCGAGGACGCGUGCGCGGGCGGUUUCUCGGCGUGCGCCGCGGGCUACGCGGGCGCGCUCUGCGCGUCGUGCGCGCGGGGCUACGCGCCGGGCCGCGGGGCGCGGUCCUGCCGGCGCUGCUCCCUGCGGAGCCGCGCGCGCGCGCUGGCCGUCGUCGCGGGCGUCGCGGGUUCGGCCGUCGCGGCGCUCGCGCUGGUCUGGCGCCGCUGCCGCGCGGACGUCGUCCGGUGGCUCGCGUCGGACCAGCACGAGGGCUACCGGUCCACGGACGUCGCGGCGCUCCGCGUCCAGAUCAAGAUCUUGUACGUGAUGAUGUCCGUCGUGAGCGGCCUCGGCGCCGUCAUGCCCGCGGUCCGCUUCCCCGCGGGCUUCACGGCCUUCGUCGAGGGCUUCGGCUUUCUACGGUUGGACCUGCCCGCGGCGCUCGCGACGGGCUGCAUGGCGCCGACGCCGACGGCCCACGCGAAGCUGGUCUACAUGACGCUCGCGCCCAUCGUCCUGGGCGGCGCGCUGCUGUCGUGGUACCGGUGGCGCGUCGGCCGCGGCAUCUCGGGCCACCGGCCCUUCGUCUACUUUCUGAUCCUGACCUACGUCGUCUUCCCGUCGGCCUCCCGCGUCUGCUUCGACGCCUUCAACUGCGACGAGGACUUCGACGGCGGGCGGAGCUACUUGAGGAGCGACUACGGCGUCCGCUGCGACUCCCCGACGCACCGCGCGUUCCUCUGGUACGCGUCGCUCAUGAUCGCCCUCUGGUCCUUCGGCGUGCCGUCGCUCUACGCCGUGCUCGUCUUCCAGCGGCGCGCGCAGGUGAACCCGUCCGAGGCGUCGCUGCGCGCGCGCUGGAUCGACGGGAAGACGGCCGCGGCCGAGGACGAGGGGCCGCGGCGGCCGCGGCGGAAGCGGCUCCGCGAGAGCGGCCUCGCGAACGCGCUCUUCGGCGCGCCGCUGAACGACGGCGCGGCGAAGGCGAAGCUGCGGGCCGAGCGCGAGCGGGCGACGCGGGCCCAGGUCGCCGCGCUCUUCGACAUGGCCGACGGCUGCCACCGCCACGAGCUGCCCAAGGAGGACCUGGAUCGCCUCGUCACGGAGUUCCGGCGGGCCGCGGCCCACGUCACGCGCACCUUCGACUCCGGCGACCCCCAGGCCGGCGUCGGCGACAUCUCGUUCCUCUGGGCGUCGUACCGGCCCCACUGCUACCCCUGGGAGCUCUUCGAGAGCAGCCGGCGCCUCUUCCUCGAGGCCGUGCUCGCCGUCGUCUUCCCGGACUCGGCGCACCAGACCGUCGUCGCCUUCGUCGUGUCGGUCUCGUCGCUCGUCGCGCUGUCGUGGAUCCGGCCGUACAACUGCCUCGACUGCAACCGGCUGUCCAUCUACGCCUACGGCUUCGUCUGCAUCGUGCUGUUCUGCGGGCUGCUCAACGUGGCGGGCCUCGACGGCUCGUCGGCGCGCGCGCGGGGCGACCUCGCGGCGUUCCUCAUCCUCUGCAACCUGGGCGCCUUCUGCUUCUUCGUCCACUCCGCGUGGGUCGUCAGCGCGCUGGAGAAGGAGACGAUCCACCGCUGGAGGAAGCGGUUCUCCUCCCUGCCCUUGCUGCUCUCGAGCCGCGAGUCGCGGGCCGACGGGACGGCCAGGCGCAUCGGCGGCGCGCGCCACUUCGUGUCCUCGCGCGACGGCUACGGCGCCGCGGGGUGCCUCUUCCUGCUCUGCGCGGCGACGGUGUUCUCGCCGCUGACGCUCGCCUACGCGGGCGUCCGCCUCGGCGCGCGCCGGCUCGGCGGCGACGCCGCGGCCGCGGCGACGACGCCCGAGCGGCUCCUCGCGACGCCCGACGUCAGGGCCGACGACGACGAGUACCUCGGCCGCAUCGGCGAGAUCGAGCGCAUCGUCUCGCGCGGCGACGAGGGCCUCGCGGAGCGGCAGAAGCGGCUCGACGCGAAGCUCGACCGCCUCGAGGCCACGGUCGGCGAACGGUUCGCGGAGCUCGCGGCGAAGCUCGACGCCGUCGCGGCGGCGGCCCGACGAGGGGAGGCGGGCACGUAA